GAGAAUAGAAACCGAAAGUGAAGUGAAGAGUGGAGCAGCAGGAAAACAGGGCCGCCUGCACCUCCUGCGCUUCUGGACGCAAAUCUUUCUGAUGUUUCUGCUGUAAAACGACUUUAACAGGACUAAAGACAUGAGUCGACUUCAUGAAGAAGUGGAGUUGGAGAAAAGCGUAAGGCGUCUGAGAGAGAUGUUUCACGGAAACAUUCCGAUCGACCAGGCAGUGUUGCUCAUGCGCCGAUACAGGAACAAUUACCAGAUGGUAGCAAAAGUAAUCAUUCUGAUGAAAGAGCAAGACCUGGACGACGAGGACAGAUGGUCUCUGGAGAACGAUCCAGUCGUAAAGAGCGUGAUCGAGAAACUGCAGAAUGAGGAAAGAGAAAAGGAGAAAAGAAAAGACAGAAACACAGGAGCCAGUAACGAUCCUAGGAGCUCUAAGCAUUCUAAAGCAAAUAAAGGGCCUCAGGAGGACAAAGAGAUAAAGGAGCUUGGGAAGAAACUGCGGGUCCUGCCACUAACAGAGAAGAAUAAGCGCAUGUUUGAUCGUGCGCAGCAGAACCAAAUGCCUUCCGUCGAUCACCAGUUCGCCUGCAAGUCAUGUGACAAGAGCUGGUGGAGACGAGUCCCGGAGAGAAAGAGGGUGUCUCGCUGUCGGCGAUGCAAACAGAAAUACGAUCCUGUGCCACCGGACAAAAUGUGGGGCAUCGCAGAGUUCACGUGUCAUAGCUGUGCUCGAUCUUUCAAGGGGUUUGGUCGAAUGGACGGAGGAUCACCGUGUUAUAGCUGCCACUGCAUUGUUAAGCCAAUACGCAUUCUGCCUCCGCGCAAAAGCUUAAUAGACCGGGGGGUUAGGAGAAGACACCAGCACAGCUGCCUGGCUGAGGACUGCUAUAACAGACAGGAUUUUUACGUUCGUGAUACAGAGUGUGUUCACCCAGUGAGCAGAAUGAAGAACGGUAAGCCUCAGGUGGUGAACCCCAGCGAUCCCCACAUCAGCAGUGGCUCCACAGUGAACACCUGCCUGAGUCAAGGCAGCCUGAUAGAGGAUUUGUACGACAUUAUCAUGGACGACAUUCAAGAGGAGGAAGAGAGCGACAAUGAUGAUGACUCUGGCAGCAGCACCAGCAGCUGAAUGAAGUGUCAGAGUCUGUGUCCAGAGCUUGUGUCCUUAGCCCUCAAUCGCUGGCCAAGAGACAAUUAGUUAUUGUAAAUUUUAUACAAUGUGAAAGAUGGCACACAUCUUAGUUUGAGAGAAGCAGUGACUUCUCCAGCAUUUUCAAAAACUUUAAAGAUUUUUAAAGAUUAAUUUGAGUGUUUCUGGCUUAUGGUUUGUACACAUGCUCUAAACUUAAGGGAACAGCUAAAUGUGUGUGAACUUAAUUAAUUGAUUUAUAUGAAAUGUUUUGUAUUGCCUUUAUUGUGGCAAAUAUUAUUUAUUUCCAAAGUCAGUUUAUAAUCUAUACGCUUGCCCAUCAAGGGCAGUUUAGCUCAGGAAAUUUCAGCAAGAUAUAGUGUGUGAUGUGUUCCCUAAUCAAAUAAAAUGCACCGUAUCAUUGUCAAACUCUGAAAACUUAGUUAACACAAUUCACUAAAGUGAAAUAGCCUUCAAAAUAGUCUCUAAUAUGUAGUUAAGUCAUACAUACAAGUAGAUGUUGAGACAUAUGAUUUUGGUAUAUGCAGCCCACAACAUAUAUUCAGUUUGCUUCUCUAUUUUAAUAACAUUUAAAGAUUUGCCUUCAGUAUGUGAAUGAAGUGGGUUUUAGCAUGUACAUACAUAACACUGUUUGCUUGGAGUGUACAUAUGCACCAAAGAUUUUAAACGUUUCAUACAUUUCGAGGUUUUAUGAAGACCACAGGCUUUAUACUGUUUUAUUAAGAGAGUAUUUAGCAAGUAAUAUAUGUUGCUACAGUCUUAUCUAUUGAAAAUUGUUUGGUCUGUUGUAUUUUUCAACAGACAUUGUUUUGUAUAUUGCUGUUCUUUUAAAAUGCACACAAUAUGCUAUACCAGCUGAAGCACAAAAAAGCCUUGGAGUUGUGUUAAAAAUGAAGCUCAUGGGCCAAAAUCUGGGUCUUUUCUCCAAACAGUGUAUGACUUCACACUAGGACUCAUAUUGUCCCAUAAACCAUGUACCAUUUGCUUUUAUUAUGGUAUAAAAUACAGAAUUAAUUGGCACUGUACUUAUGGUGUGUAUCACUUUAACAGUUCAAAUUCAACUUCAACAGCUCCGUAUUAAAGAACCUAAACAUGGA
Messenger RNA from Clarias gariepinus (North African catfish), 2247 nucleotides. It is a transcript of the gene shfl, whose product is annotated as shiftless antiviral inhibitor of ribosomal frameshifting. Gene Ontology annotation, molecular function: sequence-specific mRNA binding; ribosome binding. Bases 131 to 1129 code for a protein of 332 amino acids. The record is from RefSeq and is a predicted model, not a curated record. The transcript has 10 exons. NCBI's taxonomy places the organism in Eukaryota, Metazoa, Chordata, Actinopteri, Siluriformes, Clariidae. Gene Ontology annotation, biological process: innate immune response; viral translational frameshifting.